Balaenoptera ricei (Rice's whale) is the source of this 2261-nucleotide messenger RNA. RefSeq names its product family with sequence similarity 217 member A (gene FAM217A). The record is from RefSeq and is a predicted model, not a curated record. The transcript is spliced from 9 exons. NCBI's taxonomy places the organism in Eukaryota, Metazoa, Chordata, Mammalia, Artiodactyla, Balaenopteridae.
GGGCCUCGGGGCGGCAGCGCCCGCGGAGACGCCGCCGGGGACGAGCCGGGGGCCAGCGGCGCCGAGCGUAGUUCUCGGAGACUUCUGCCUUAAACAGGAGUGGGCGCCAUAGCAGGAUAGUUCGGGUGGAAAACAGUGGGCCUUUUGGUACCUCUGCGGCAUGUGGGAGUGUCGGCUGUGCCCGUGCGUAAGGUUCAUCCUGCUUUCAAACGGAGCACCUGGCUUAAAUCAGCCCCCUCUCCCGCGUCCUACGCUUUCUCCUGACCCCCUUUGGAUGCGGAGCCGAAGUUCACGCGCUCUUUGAGAUCAGCCUCGUGCCGUACCCUCAGCGUGCCUGGCCCCCACCUGUGCAGGAUUGUGCGGAAACAGAGAAGCGGGACGGGGGGAGAAAUGGCAGUUUGCAGUCUGGCUGACUUCACGGGCUACUGACAGCCUUCCUUACUGGCUGACGAAGUUGGUUACUUUUAUUCUAUGACCUCAACAACAUGGUUUUCAUCAGUUCCCCUUUAUCCUGUUAAGAACUUAUCUCACUGGAAUUUGGAUACAGAAGUACCCGUUCCUGAAAAUAAAAACUUCCCACCUGAAAGGGAUGGUGCCACAGGUGGCAAAAUUAACAAGAACCAUUUGGAAAUUCCAGUAGAGCAACUCAUGCUGGAACUUACUUUGUCAGAGCAUGCUCCCAAAACAACACAGAAUAGUAAACAAGGGAUAUUCCGGUUAUGGAGUUAUCCUCUCAGCAAAGGAAGUGCCACGGAAAACAGGGAUUUCAAAAAAUCUUCAAUGGAAACUGGCUGUAAUGUGACCAGUAAUCGCAUAAGGCUCUUCGCUGUGAACCACUCACUGACAAGUGCUUCGGUGGACAAACCAGUUGGCUCCUACCCUGCCCUGCAGACGCCAUUAAGUCACUGCUGGCCUUAUGCUGAUGGAGACUUUUUUAAGGACAGAAAUGAGCCUCAUAUUAAUUUAUGCUCAACUCUAGGAAACAACAGUGGCGAACUUUUAACUGCGCCAAAUUGGAAUCUGAAGUAUGGAAACAGCAGUGUGGAAGAAAAUUUAACAGAUGAAAGUGAUUUAUCAGAAAAUGAAAAAGCAAACGAUACUUUACUCAGCUGUUUUAAAAAGAUGGACCUGAACUUAAAGCCAGAAACAAUAGAAAAUGUUGAAGACUCUUUCACAGAAGAACCAAGUGAAGUAUUUCCAUAUCCUGAUUUUCUUCCCCCUCCUUUCAAUACCCUGGACUUGCACAAAUUAGCCAUCUCAAAAUCUGAAAAUUGGAAAAUGACAAUGGAGUCCCUAGACAGCUCUCUGGAACAUUUGGUAGCUCGUUUACUGGACAUGGAGAGAUUGCAGCGCGUGACUAUUCAGAGAGAACGGCCGAGACUGCAGACGUCCUUCUGUGCUCCCUUAGCCGCCGAACGACCUGCUUCCUCCAAAGCUGCACCCAAAAUGAGACAGCCCAAACCUUCCGACUCUGUGGGUCUUCAGCCAACUUGUGUAGAGAAAAGUCAUGAGGAAAGGAAAACCAAUUCUGGUUCUUGCAAGCUUGAAUACAAUGCUCCCAAGUGGAAUUGCAGCCGUGCUGGGAAAUACAGGUGGAAUUCUAGACCAGCUCUGAAAACCUCACCCACCACAAAACAGGUGAUUGCAGCUUACGACGACUUUAAGAACCCCAAGGUCUCCAUUUUAAACCCAUGCCAAGAACUCUCAGCCAAGCCUGCUCCUGCCCAGACAACUCAGUUGCUGGUUAAAAUGGUCUCAACCAGAUGUCUGCCACCAAAGUCUCCUACACCAGUUUCACCUAUACCUCUGUCUUUUCCUGAAAAUCAGAGGGAAGAAAUUAAGGCACCACCAAGGACCAGAAAGAAACUUUACCGAAAAGACAUGGUACUGAACAGACCAUUCUGUAUUCAGAAGCUAAACUGUUAAUCACCUUCGUUGACAGCUAAGGAUAAGUGCUCACCCAUUGACCAAAAAUAACUCUUUUCUUUCCUGCAUCUCAACGUGAGCAAGUCUAUUCCAAGAAGCCUGGCUAAAAUAUGGUUCCUUAUUCCGAGAUACAGGUAUUACACACACACACACGCACACACACAAUAUUCCUGAAUGUGCUGUGGAGUGGAACUUGUGACAGUCACGGCUGAGAUGUCUACAUAUAAACCAAGGGCUUCCCUGAUGACAUAUUUGAGUCUCUUACAUGUUAUGUUUCAAAGGAUUGUUUCACUUAGAAAGCCAUUCUAUUCAAGAUGGUUCUUUUGUUGUGAUUG